Messenger RNA from Talaromyces proteolyticus, 789 nucleotides. Its product is annotated as putative SNARE complex subunit. The transcript has a single exon. The coding region runs from base 1 to 789 and encodes 262 amino acids. NCBI's taxonomy places the organism in Eukaryota, Fungi, Ascomycota, Eurotiomycetes, Eurotiales, Trichocomaceae. Gene Ontology annotation, cellular component: endomembrane system; SNARE complex. The record is from RefSeq and is a predicted model, not a curated record. Gene Ontology annotation, molecular function: SNAP receptor activity; SNARE binding. Gene Ontology annotation, biological process: vesicle fusion; intracellular protein transport.
AUGACCAAUCCGUCUCAGCUAUUCCUCCUUGCAGACCACAUCAAGCUCUCCCUCCUCGAGCGACAACGAGCGAUCUCGCUGGACUUGGAGCCAAACACACAAGACGGGGAGAUUUCAAGGUCGCUCGAGUCGUUACGCGAUGGGCUGGAAGGGCUGGAGAAUGAUAGUAAUCUAGACGCCGAUGCACAGGACCAGAUCACGAAUCUACGCACCCAAUACGACGAUCUCGCGUCCCAUUUUUACGGUGAGAACGGGCCCAGCGAUGCUACACUACAACCCAACGACCCGUCUCUAGGGCCGGACUUUGCCCAUGCCACUCGUGGAAGCAACCUGCAGCAGCCUGUCCCCCAACAUCCCGUAUCCAAGUCCGUGCGAUUCACGGAUUCCGAUCAUACCGAUGAAGAAUACGAAGCGAAUCGAGCUGCACUACUUCAGCCAUACCGCGAUGACCCUUCGCCCAAUAAUCAGUUUGACGCCAGCGAAUUGAGCAAUCAGCAGAUCCAUGAGCAUCACCAGCAGGUCCUGCAAGAGCAGGACUCACACCUUGACCAGCUAGGGGAGUCGAUUGGACGCCAGCACCAGCUAAGUAUUCAGAUCGGCGAUGAACUCGAAGGCCAGGUCGCGCUGUUAGACGAUGUCGACAACCAUGUCGACCGUCAUCAGGGACGGAUCGACACUGCUCGUCGUAGGUUAGACAAGAUCCGGCGGAAGGCCGGAGAUAACUGGAGUCUUAUGACGAUUGUUGGGUUGAUUAUUGUGUUGGUUAUCCUGAUAGUGAUUCUCAAGUAG